AUGAAGCAUGUGAAGCCCUUGCAGUUGUUUCAUAAAUUGGUGAAAACAACACAGAAUGAACGUGGAAGGUUGAUGGGUUUAGAUGUUGGUGAUAAAUAUGUUGGUCUUGCUCUUUCUGACUUUGAUAACAAAAUUGCUUCACCUUUCAGUGUUUUCGUCAGGAAGAAGUCAAAUGUUAAAUUAAUGGCUUCUGAUUUUAAGAGUCUGAUCUCUAAAUAUUCCUUGAAAGGCUUUGUUAUUGGCCUCCCUUUUGACAGAAAUCUGGUGUCUUCUGAUGCUGUGCAAAUGAAGGUCUUCAUUGAUGACCUCCGCAGAACAAAAAUGCUUGAAGACGUAGACUACACAUUCUGGAAUGAGUGCUUCACGUCAAAGAAUGUAGAAUUAUUGUUAAAGCCUUUGAACUUGAAACAUCCAGUGCAUUCCAAAACUAUGCUAGACAAGUUUGCUGCUGUAGGAAUACUUCAAGGAUACCUGGACUAUGUCAACAGAAAAGCAAAGCUGAUAACACCAGAGUAG
Lathyrus sativus (Indian pea) is the source of this 516-nucleotide messenger RNA. The record is from the annotation of a GenBank genome assembly. NCBI's taxonomy places the organism in Eukaryota, Viridiplantae, Streptophyta, Magnoliopsida, Fabales, Fabaceae.